Molecule: messenger RNA, 1876 nt
Organism: Condylostylus longicornis
Lineage: Eukaryota; Metazoa; Arthropoda; Insecta; Diptera; Dolichopodidae
Product: metaxin-1 homolog
Exons: 5
Coding region: 148-1119 (323 amino acids)
Biological process (GO): mitochondrion organization
Cellular component (GO): SAM complex
Source: RefSeq, a predicted model, not a curated record
UUCAAUUGUCAUUUGUCUAAAAUUAUGAAUUUACUGAAAAUUUAGAUAAAUAGAUAAAUAAGCAUAGCGGGUAUCAAAUGAACAGAUAGGAGUACAUUUAUCAGACGGGGCUUUUUGGAAAUAUUAGUGCUAAAAAAGCAUUUUAAAAUGAUUUUAGGAGCCGUUCUUUAUGUAUACAAAGGAGAAUGGGGUCUUCCAUCUAUCGACUUUGAUUGUUUGCGCACUUUGUGUGCCGUUAAAUUUACUAGGGCCCCAAUAGAAAUCAAUACAUCGGGAAAUCCACUUUGGUCAGGAGUUGGAAAAUUACCAUAUUUAAAAAUAGGGCCACAAAAAUUAGUUGGGUACAGGAAAAUUAACGAAUUUCUUAAAAGUGAGGGCUUUUCGCUUAAUUUACAUUUAAAUACGAAACAAAAGCAUCUUUCAACAGCUUAUGACAAUUUUGUUUUUCAAAAUUUAAAUGCAUAUUACUUCUAUUAUAUGUAUGGAAAUCCUUCAAAUUUUGAUACUACAAGAGCACUUUAUUCCAAGAGGACUCCGUUUCCCUUCAAUUUUUAUUAUCCUGGUAAAUAUUUCCAAGAAGCACAAGAUGUGAUCGAAGUAUUUUCAGACUUUCACAUAUACGAAAAAAUAGAAGACCAUGAUACGGAAAAGAUUUUGUUAAACGCAAAGUGUUGCAUUAAUUUUUUAUCAAAAAAAUUGGGUAACCAAAUAUGGUUUUUUGGAGAUCAUUAUAGUGAAUUAGAUGCCAUUGUUUAUUCUUAUAUAUCUAUUAUUUUUCAUGUGUCACUGCCCCACAAUCCUUUGCGAGAUCAUAUUAAAGAAUGUAAAAAUUUAGUGGUCUUUAUUAAUCGUAUUACCAAAGAUAUUUUUCGAGAUGAAGGAUAUAUGACAAAGUCAAAUAUCGCAACAAGUCCAAAAACAAAUUCCGGUUCAAAUUUAACAAAAUCUGAACACGAAUUUGCAGAUAAUAAAACGAAAACACAGAUCUUAGCGGCAUUAGGAGCUUGUGUAGCUAUGGGUACAUAUGCUGCAUAUACAGGUUUACUUAAGCUUUCCUUUGAUCGCGAUUAUCAACAGGAAAUUCCAAUUGAAGAAGAAGAUGAAGUUGGUUCUGAAUAAUACAUAAACACACAAUAACAACAUUUUCUUCGUUAGAAAUUUAAUAUAGUUAAAAAUUUUAAUUAUUUAAAAUUUUUUUUUAACGUUAUAAGGUAGUUAUUGAAUUGUUACAAGACUUAAAUACUACGUAUGCAUGAAAGAAUGUUUACAUGCCUGUAUAUUUUAUUUAAAUGGGUGUGCCUAUUUUUGUUUUUCUUAUUUUUACACAGUUCCUAAUAUUGUGACCGAACUCUUUAAUUGAAAAUAGUAAUUUUGAAAUAUAAGAAACCUAAAUGAAUAAUAAAUCAUACAUUCAUAUAUAUAUAUAAAUUACGAAUUUGUACUUUGAAAUUUUCAAAUAUGGGACAGUCAACUACAUUAAAUAUCUUGAAUCUCAUUACUAAUAUAUUUUAUAAAAAUAAACUUCAACAUCACAAUAAAUACAUGUCUGGAAAUUACAAAAAUUAAGUUUAGAAAAUGUUGGCUUACCUUUCAGUUGGAUUACGCGAAAAACAUUAGUUUAAAAAAUAUAGAGAAAAAGCAUGCCUUAAAAUUUUAUAAAUAAAAUUGUAAGUUACAGCCACAAAAAUGAUUCUUAAAUUAUUGUCUCAUAAAAAUCAUUUUUUUUCUAUAACGACCAUGAAAUUUUCUUUAAAUUAAUAAAUUAAAGGUUUUAUAUAAAAAAUAUUAAUAAAAUUUAAAUAAACAGUCUGACCUACUUUCAGAGUCUUAAAUGUUUUUUUUUGACUAUUUUUGUUUAUUAAUUAAUUCUUUUUAA